AUGGCUGUUAACGAACGUGAAAGUAUAAUAACUCGAUCGACUACAAAUGCACUGAAGGAGAUAGAUAUAUGUGGUAUCAUUCAAAAAGAAUUAUCGAAAUAUCUGCAGUCAGAUGAGCUGAUUUCUGAAAAGUCUAAUGACAAUGAGCAAUACUCUCGUCAUUCAAAUAUUAGAAUCUUCGGUCUGGAGAGUCACGACUCUUCAAGCGAAGCGGCCGAGGUUUGCACGAAAGUUGUUGUUGAUUUUUGUAAGGAUGAACUUGGCGUUGAUGUUAAAAAGGACGAGAUUGACAGAGCUCACAGUGUUGGCCGGCCUAAUGGUAAUAAAGCGAGGGCACUCAUUGUUAAAUUCAAAUCCCAUUUCUCGAAGAUCAAAGUUAUGAAAGCUAAAAGGCAGCUUAAAGGCAAACGAAUCUAUGUCAACGAGGAUUUAACAAAGCAUAAUUUAUGGCUCCUGAAGCAAACUAAGGAAGCGUGUAAAGGCAAGGGAUAUGUAUACACCGUUGACGGUAAUAUUUUUGUCAAGUCAAGGGACAGCGAUAAUCUGAUUAGACUUUGUAGACUUGUUGACCUUGAGCACCAUAAUUAUGAAGUUAGUUUCUAA
Paramuricea clavata is the source of this 603-nucleotide messenger RNA. Lineage: Eukaryota; Metazoa; Cnidaria; Anthozoa; Malacalcyonacea; Plexauridae. The record is from the annotation of a GenBank genome assembly.